AUGGUCGAACCAGUGAUCAGUCUGAUUCUCGGUCGAGAGACAACAAAUGACAAAUUUAAAGGUUCACGCUUCACAUCAACAUCAGAGCAAUCUUGGCGUUUUCUUACGAUAUCUAACGUCAGCAAAGAGGAUGAAGCKACAUAUUUUUGUCACGCUGGAACAACGUUUUCACAGAAAUUCAACAACGCCACGUUUUUAGUUGUGAACGACCCCAAGCAGCAGAAAUCUGUUAACACUGAACAGAGCUGGAAGACUGAGUUUGUUCAGCAGAGAGACCUGAUAACUCUCCAGUGUUCUGAUGUUCGCUCCGAAACUAACGUCCUCUGUUCAGCUGGACACAGUGCAUACUGGUUCAGAACGAAACCAGAAGGAUUUCAUCCAGCCAUCCUUUACAUUCAGAGGAACAUCAGUGAUGAAGAUGUGGAGAGAAGUUGCUCUUACAGUUUUUCUGUACGAGACUCCUAUGAAAAUGGAGCCCACCUAUGUGCUGUUGUCACAUGUGGAGCAGAUCUGUUUGCUGAAGGAACAAACUUGAAGACAAGACAAGGARCAGACCCCCAUGUGAUUAUACUCGGAGGACUGUUGGCCGGUUCUCUUAUUGUGAUAAUCCUCUUAAUUUUCUAUAUAAAACAAAAUAAAAUUUGCAAAGGAUGCUGA
Austrofundulus limnaeus is the source of this 657-nucleotide messenger RNA. The record is from RefSeq and is a predicted model, not a curated record. NCBI's taxonomy places the organism in Eukaryota, Metazoa, Chordata, Actinopteri, Cyprinodontiformes, Rivulidae.